UCACGUCACUCAAAUCAAGCUUCCACCGCCGAGCAAAGCUUCUUUCUGAGCCAAGUUCACCUUUCUUGCCUCACGUUCGCACUUCAUCUCUGCGCCUUCAACCUUUCGAACAAGAACAAUACCAGUCAACAACAUGGGUACACCAUCGUGGGCCAUUCCCGUCGGAGUCCUCGCCGGUCUCUGCGUCGCGUGUCUAGCAUUCAUCUGGUGGUACAUUCCUCGUUUGUACAACAAGGGAAUCCGAGAGGACAUGAGUCGUGUCGCUGUUGAAAAGGCAGAACGUGCACGUCAAGCUGCUGCGUUACGAGAGGCGAACGGAGAGACUGGCGACCUGGAGGCCGGGGCUGAUGCAGAAGGCGUAAUUGUGACACCGGUGCCGGCUAAAUUCAAGUACACACCUCCAGCGUAUACGGCUUACUAGGAGAGUUUGUUCUAGGAUGAUGUGGAUGACGCGAGUUUUCAAGCGUUAGAGUGUUUGUGGCUGGUAAUGAGAGAUCUAGAGACAAACAUAUCGGGCUGGUGUCACGACUGGUGCUAUCUUACAAUACAGACGCUAUCGAUUCUGUUGACCACUAUGCAAGCCUAGAAACACAUGAUAUUGCCGAACAUCCGAAAUCAGGCUUGCCGAAA
Messenger RNA from Aureobasidium subglaciale EXF-2481, 630 nucleotides. RefSeq lists its product as uncharacterized. Lineage: Eukaryota; Fungi; Ascomycota; Dothideomycetes; Dothideales; Saccotheciaceae. The transcript has a single exon. The record is from RefSeq and is a predicted model, not a curated record. The coding region runs from base 134 to 421 and encodes 95 amino acids.